CAACACUACUAUAUAACAAAUAAUUUGAGUAGUAGCUAGAGUAUAUGUUAUGUUUGAAGCAGAUAAUCUCGAGGAUGUGAGUUUUACUAUAAACGAGGGUUACGCUAAACGUUUCGAACACAAUAACAAGCGCGAGGACCUUCAUAGAUUACAGGAGAAGUAUGGAAAGGACGCUCAAAUUGAGGAGGAUAGUAGCAGCGGUUCAGAGGAAGACGAGGAUGCCAUGUACGACAGCAUCGCAAAAGACAAGGGCUUCCUGCGAGUUCUCUCAAAGCUGAAAAGCAAGGACCCAGCCAUCUACGACAAGGACAAGAAUUGGUUUGAGAAUGGUGAGGGUGAGGAUGCAAAUAAAGAAGGUGGGGAUGAUGGCGAGACAAAAAAGAAGAAAGAAAAGCCUAUGUUUUUGAAAGACUACGAGCGAGAAACACUACUUACUAAAGGAAGUUUGGUGGUUGACUCAGACGAGGACACCCCAUCUGCUCCUACCUACACGGAGGAACAGCGAGCUCUGAAAGAGGGCCUGAAGUCAGCCCUGAACUCUGUGGUAGAUGAGGAGCCUGUUCUGACUCUUCGUCCUAAGUCUGAUAAUGAUAAGGAAAAGGAAGAUGAAGAUUACCGACAGUGGAUGAAAGGCGAGAAAUCCAAGAUAAAAGACAAGAAUCUGAAAAGUGACUGUGACCACCUAAAGAAAGCUUGGUCCGAUCCCAAUAUCGAGGAAAAUGAGAAGUUUUUGAGGGAUUUCAUCUUAAACAAAGGCUGGGCAGAGGAAGAUGAGAAAGAUUUUGUCCCAACGUAUGAUGAGAUUGUGAACGACGACGAUGACGAGCUGCAACAGCACGCAAAGUUCGAACGGCAGUUUAACUUCCGUUAUGAAGAACCUGAUCAUGACCUUAUCAAGAAUUACCCUCGUACGAUAGCGAACAGUGUGAGGAAAAACAACGAAGGCAGGAAGGAGAAACGAAAAAGAAAACAAGACAGAAAACUGAAGGAAAAAGAAGAGAGAAAGCAGGAGAUUGAACGACUGAAGAAACUGAAGUUAGACGAAAUAGAGACAAAGUUACAGAUAUUGUCAGAGAACGCAGGAACUGAUUUGAAACCAGCCCUCGAGGGCUGCCUAGAAGAAGAUUUCAAUCCAGAGGAGCACGACAAGGUUAUGAGCAAGUUGUUUGACGAGGACUACUACCAGGAAGAAGACGUGAAGAAGCCAGUCUUUAGUGACUCUGACGAUGACCUUGUCAGUAAGUAG
Messenger RNA from Bolinopsis microptera, 1246 nucleotides. RefSeq names its product protein KRI1 homolog. Gene Ontology annotation, biological process: endonucleolytic cleavage in ITS1 to separate SSU-rRNA from 5.8S rRNA and LSU-rRNA from tricistronic rRNA transcript (SSU-rRNA, 5.8S rRNA, LSU-rRNA). Gene Ontology annotation, cellular component: nucleolus; 90S preribosome. The transcript has 12 exons. The coding region runs from base 50 to 1246 and encodes 398 amino acids. Lineage: Eukaryota; Metazoa; Ctenophora; Tentaculata; Lobata; Bolinopsidae. The record is from RefSeq and is a predicted model, not a curated record.